CGGCCCACUGCCAGCCCACAGAGAUCAGAAGAAAUGGAUCGACGAGCCUCUCUGGACGACAGCUACAACGACCAAGCUCUCCCUAUCCCCAUACAGCUCUUUCUAUGGCGGCAACUCGGCCCUUUCAUCCGCCCAAAGCUGGGAAAGCUACACGAGGCCUCUUGUAUGUUCUGCCAGCACGCUCCUGGCCAUCACGAGCUGAAAGAAGCAUGCAAGUCUUUUGAGAAGGUGUUGGUACAAAACAUACAAAUAGGCCUUUCUCCGAGCCUGGCAGAAGCAAUAAGAACAAUACCAAGAUGGCGACUGAUACAGGGUGCAUUUCCUCAUGUCAUGCACUGUGCUGCAUCAUUGCUCCACAACAGGAAGGAUACAAAUCUCCAGAAUUUAGGACAAGCUGAGACAAAGCUUCUCUAUACACUACAUUGGAUCAUUUUGGAUGCUGCAGAGGAAUGUGCUGAUGCAGACUAUGAGAAAGGAGUGUAUCAUUCAUCUCCUUUUUACUACUUAUUUUCCAUACCAUGUAUAACAUUGUUUGUGUAUCUGUUUGCACCAAUCUGUCACAACUUGAAGGAGUCAGAUUUCCAAAAUUUUAGACUGGAAAAUGGAUUGAAAAUGUGGCAAGCACUUUGGGAUUAUCAGCAUCCAGAUACAGCAUGCUUCACAGCUCAUGUGAAACCUAAACCUCGUUCUCUCUGGGCAAAGAUGGUUCGAGGUCCGCAGCCACAAUUUGGAGAUGUCUUUCUUGGACGAAAAUGUUCAAAUGAAGAAGGAGGAUUUCAAGGAGCAGAGAGUCCUCCAAGUCAGUCAGUCAGUGUAUCAGGAUGUGAACCAACAGGUGCUGUAAGAAUGGAAGGGAAAUCUGUUGAUGAGGAAGUAACAUGGCUAUCAUCACCAAAGGACACCAUCUUUCCAGAAACGAUUCCAGAAGAAAGUUCCAGUACUGAAGAAGAACAUGUUGUGAUUUUCCGGUUGCCUUCCUUACCAGAGACAGACAGCAUAAAAGAAGCCCCAAUAUACACUGCAGAAGCAAGUAUUUUUCAUGUUGCAAUGGGUCGCAAUGCAACAGCUUCAAGAGCAACUCUUACAAUCGAGCAAGUGACUGCAAUUUCUGGUUCAGACACCAAACAGUUGAGAGCAAAACCACCAAUGCAAAAAAUGGGUUCAUCCACUGACAGAGAGUCCUUGGGAAGUGGGAGAAGCUAUCCUAAACCUGGUCCUGCUGCUGCGAGUAUUAUGAACGGACCUGCUGACUUGUGUGCAGCAACUUUUCUUGAUGUAUCUGUCUUGCGUUGCUUGUUCAUAUCCCAAUGGCAGGAAGAGGGUGUCUACUGGGCUUUGCAGUUCUACUAUCACAGACUGAAAGCAAUCGCUGAAGAUUCUUCAUCUCAUCAACAGCCAAGAAAAAGAAGCAAUUCCUUGCCAAUACCCAAAAUUGAAGUAUCUCUGUACCAAAGUCCAGAACUCAAAAAGAGAGAAUCAAAAGAUUUAAUAGAAGUUCCUGAUAUAAAAGAUGUGUCUCUGCUGACAGAAUCACCAUACUUUGGUCGGAAACAAGUUGAUGAGCAAAGUCCUCAUGUCAGGCGAGCUAGUGAAAAAGUAAAAAAGAAGAAGAAGAUGGCAGAUUUGAAAGCAUUUGUUGAAACAAAAUUGUUGUCAAAAUCUGAAAAAACGUUAGAAAAGAUUGGUCGUGACGAAUCAAAGUCCUUGUUUGAUCACGAAUAUAACAGGAGCCUGGAUACAGGCGAUGAAACUCUGACUCGACCCUGUUCAGCUUUUGCAAAGAUCUUUGAACCAAAGACAGAACAGGACAAGGUGAAACCACCUCCCAGUAAUCUAGUGAAGGGAAAAAGUAUGCCUAGUCUCAGAUACAUUGGUGAAGUUCAUCCUGAUCGUAACAAGCAGGUGUGUGGUCAGCCUGGAAACUUACCUCAUGGAAAUCAAAACCCCAUCAUCACUGUGACAGAACAUACCCCAACUCCAUCACCAGAUUAUUUAAAAAGACAGGGUUCUGUUGACAGUCAGCUUGAUGCUAUAAGCUUGCAAGGAAGUUUGUUGAACCAAGAACGUAAACCAAGUCUAACUCGUUCUCAGACAGAUUCAAAUAUAACCUAUGCUGGUGAGGAAGUUCCUGAGGCUCAAGGAUCUGCAUGUUAUAUCACAAAAGAAGGAAACAUAGACUACCGAGUAGUCUUACAGGCAGUUCAUUGUGCUGCAAUGCGAGAUAAUGUAUGUUGCACUCUUCGUGUAUGUGAAGUGAUUCUCAACCUGUUAGAGCUUCUCAUAGAACUUGGAGUGCUGAAAGAAUGUGAAAAAGGAUCAGGAAAAGAAAAAGUGACAGGAACUAGUAGUAAUGUGGCUCAUGAAGUGAAAGCAACAGAGGCAGGACCAUCUGGCAUAAAACCAUUGUCACCUCACACAAUGGCUAUGAGUAGCAUUACAAGAGUCAUCAAACACCUAGGUUGCCCACAUGGUUGUGGAGAUAGCCAAAGAGGACCACCAGCAGACUUCCUACGCUCACAAGUGCAGUCAUUAUUAGGGAAGCUUCACCGCAUAAAUCAGAAAAUGUUUGCUCAUUUCUUGCGUGAGCUUGUACGUCGUCAAACUGUUUCUGAUACAAUUGAUUUAUUCCAUGCGUAUGUUGGAUUCUGUGUUGACCCCAGUUCAUUGCUGUCACCUCUCAACAUAUGUGGUGGACGUGCUGACCAGAAACGUAACUGCAGUAAGUCUCCAGAUGCAGGUGCACAAGGCGGUUAUGCAACAAAUUUUGGUGCUGGACUUGCUGGAGGUGGCAGUCGAGGAGUUGAAGGACAUGUUAUAGCCAGUGUCUUCAAAGCACUUGUAACACGUCUUGUAAACUCACACAAGGACCUCAAAACACAGGAAAAUUUAGCAUUGUAUGGAGAUGUGCGGCAACUUAUGACUUAUAUUAAGGAAGCCCAUGGUGGAGUAUUUCGUCGUGUGGUUUUGAGUGGAUUAAUGGACUCUGCAAACCGUCCUCAUCGAAAAGAGCCAAAUGUACAGACAACACGUGUUAUCAGGCACAUGCAUCAGUCAGAAGCAGAAGACCCUUCAGAUUUAGGCUCUUCAGCAUGCUACAUGGUCGAUGAGCGUGGUGGUCGAAAAUUAUUGUUCAAGAAGCGGAGCACCUCAUCUACUUGUGCUAGCCUGCUGGAAACGGAAAUGGGUGAAGACACAGGAAAAGCCAGUCAGAGUCCCCUGGGUAAUCUUCGGCGCAGACAACACAUUCUUACGCCUCGACAGAGUGAACGUAAUCUUGGAAUCUCUGAAUCAUCUCCAGCAACAUCCAAGCCUCAGACUAAGCAAAAAUUCCAGAUUGGUGGCCUUGUGAACUGGUUUCGUCGGGAGUAUGGCAGAACUGAAUCUACUGACAGCCAUGAAGGCAGCGAUUCUCCCAUUGAAGGAGGUUUUGUUCGACAGACAUCUCUGCAACAGACUCCUAAGCAGGGACCACACAAAGGUGCAGCAAGCCAUGUUGGUCAGACCUUGCAAAAAGCAAAGAAACGAGUAGAAGAUCAGUUGAACAAAUUUGGUUUUGGAAAAGGCAAGAAGAAAGAUGGGGGUGUGGAAGAGACAGCUGGAAGUUAUAUGAGUCGACGAAAUUCUCUGGAAACAGGAUACCACUCAAGGGAUUCAGAAUUCGUUGUAUUGAAGGAACGUAAACUUGUUCCACUUCGACCGGUGUUAGAAGGCAUGCAGAGAUUUGCAUUCUUGCUAGAAACAAACCAACCUGGCUCUGUACCUGAUCCUCCCCUUCUGGCAGCCUCGCUUGAUUUGCCUCAUGCACCAGUUGUUGCUAGAGCUGCACUGUUGUUGGAGUGUGCACAUUUUGUGCACAGCUGUAACAAAGGACAGUGGCCAGCUUGGAUGAAACUGAAUUUUCCAAUGUUUCGACCAUCAGGACCAAUACCAGCACGGGGUGUACCAACUGGCUUGAAACGUACUCAUACUCAACAAAGAACAGCUGGAAAAAUGUUCUAUCAGUGGGGUGAGGCACUUGGCAAUCGAUUAGAAGAGCUAUUACAGAAAGAUAAACAGCAUGUUCCAGAAGUUGUAUCUAUGGUUACUGAAGAAGGAAGGCAAAAAGAACUGCUUAUGGAAGAUGAAGAGGAGGAUUUCCUUGAUGAAGCAAGUGUGACAUUGUGUAGCACAAACUGUCCAAUAGCACUGAGGCUUGUUGCAUGCAUGCUUUUGUUGGAGAUAACAGCAUUUUUACGUGAAACAUACCAAACAUUACCAAAAUCAUCUCGGAGUUCUGCAAGAGAAAGACAGCCCCCAUGGGAACGGCUGUAUUCAAGAGAGGCUAAUCGACGUUGGAGCAUGGCUCUUUCAUCAAUGGGGCAUUCACAAACAUCAGCUCAAAGUCUACAGUCCAUCAUUUGUGACAGAGAUGCAGGAUUGCAGGCAGAGAGAAAAAUCAGCUUUGUGCUGCAUGAACCUGACAAUGAAUCUGAGGGAAGCAGUAACACCACUGUCACUAUACAGGGAGAAGAAAGCCAGAGUGAUGAUAAGAAACCAAGAAGACCUCCACCACAAGGUCGACCCUUUCUUUUGAGGCGGGGAACUGCUGCAGGAACCACUGGAUCUUUCAAGCGCCGUAGUUUAAAGCUGAGGCGCACCGGCAAAGAACCAAAAGAAAUUGACUGUGACUUUAUGGUGAAACGCACGGACUCCAUACAGUCAAAGAGAAAAGUAAGUUCACUCUCUGACCGCAGCGACACUUCAGAACAAGGAGGACCAGGUGAAGUCAGUGGUGAAGAAUCACCUGGCAUUCUGAGUGAUGACCAACCUCCAGAAAGUCCAAGUGACAGCAAUGACACAGAUGAUACAAGUAAAAAUCUCCCAUGGAUGAAGGUGGUUGUGCAGAUAUCCAAUUCAUUCAACUUUUAUUGCUCACAUCAAUCAUUUUGCCAUCCAUUCUGUUACAGACGUCAUAUGAGAGCGUGUUCCAGACUUAUAAAGUCAGUAAGAAGGGUUUAUGGAGAGGAGUUUGGUAUAGUGGGCAGUGAUGCAGCAGAUGUAGAAGCAGAGAAACAUCACCGUGAGGAUACAAAGAAAGAUAAAACAAGAAGUCGCAAAGUAUCGGAUCAAGCAAGUGCUCAAGCAUCACCAGUCCGCAGGAAAGACAGUAUGGGUAAAAAGGACAGAAUUGAUCGAUUGGGUGAAGGUUGUGCAACAAGUAAACUCAGUGCAAGCCAUCAAGAAUCUUCACGUGAUACGAUAGACCAGGAAGGAGAAAAAGCAGAAAAAUUUGAGAAGACUAAUUUCCAGUCACCAAAGGCAAAGAAAAAAGAUCAUAAAUCUGAGGAGAAAAUGAAGGAACCACCACCUGUUCUCAAAUAUAUUAAGCAACAGGUGCGUGAAGUUUUCCAUGCUCCACUAGCAGUACUAGUAAAAGGUGCUGUAGUACUUUCUGAGGAGCACUUUGUGAAUAUGCUGCCUGUAGCAUGGGAACUCCUACUGGAGCACAGCCAAGAAGUUGCUGCUGUAGCAGCUUCACUCUUUAUUCUUGGUGCUGUGCGAGCACCAACACAAGCAACAGAUAUAAUGCACAAUGGCCUCCAGAAUCAGACACCUGCUGUUCGUAUCAAUGCAAUACUGAGGUUUCAGGUACUGUGGAAAAUGAGAUACCAAGUGUGGCCACGAAUGGAAGAAGGUGCUCAUGUGACGUUUAAAGUUCCUCCCCCUGGAAUAGAAUUCACGUUACCAUCACCAAAGAUAGGUAUUGAAUCACUUCCUGUGGUAGAUCCACCAUGGAUGCCUCAAGUAAAAACGAAGGUUGAAGAAGUGACAAUCAGCCAGGAGAGUCAUCGAUCACUAGUAACUGCUACAAAAACUCGGAAAAAACAGCAAACUGAACUGAUAAAAAUGGCACUCCAAGCACAGGAGGAUAAGAAACGUAUUGAACGAGAAAAUUUUCUUAUAACCACCAUCCCAAUUACUGUUCAGGCUGCUUAUGAACCUAGUCUUUACCAUGCUGUUGGGGAUGACCAUGAUGAAGGAGGAGAUGAAGAGCAAGCUGAGAACCAGCAGAGGAAUGCAACCCAUCACAUCCAUUCUGCACAUUCACUAUUUCCAUCAUGUCUUUGUUCAGCUGUCAUUCAAAUUAUAAACCUUCUUGAUGAUGCAGCUGUUUCACCAGAUGGUAAUGCAGUGUAUGAGGUUGCUUACCAGGUUAUUUGGAAUUGCUUGGUGGAAGACAGUGCUUUGUUUUUGCGAUAUGUUCUUGAACGCCUUACAAGAGAUAAACAGGAUCUCAUGUUCAAGAUACUAAGGCAUUUGAUACGAUUUGUACCACGUUUACCUCAGCAAGCAGCCUUUGCUUUGUACAACUACAUAAUUGGUUAUGUGAUGUUCUAUGUGAGGUCACCGCAUGAGGAAGGACCACACCUUAUUGGCACAGCUCUUUCUAUUCUUUGGAUGGUAGUGCACAGUGUGCAUGGGAUUAUGUUCAAAGAUUUGAAGCAAAUUCUUAGGAAAGAGCAAUGUGAUGCAUCAAUUCUUCUUACAGCAAAUGUACCAUCAGCAAAGAAAAUUGUUGUGCACGGACCACAAGACCCAGAUGCUGGAGGAAUCCCUUCACAAUUUCCUGUACAAGAAGAUACCCAGUUUAUUCAAAUUCUUAAGGAAUCAUUAGAUUUCUUUGGCAUUCCUGAAUCUCGACACAAGGAGUAUUUCCUUGUCGAUUACAAAACACAUCAGAUCCAUAACCCAUCAUCUUACGUGAGAGAUUUCUAUUUUUUUAAACGCUCACAGUAUCCUCAGUUGGAAUUAGUUCACAUGAAACCUGAAGAAGCUUUCAAUGCAUUGCAAAAACAAGAACUGACACAUAAAUCUGUUGAGAUUGGAAAAGUUCUUCUCACUUGGGCUAUCCUCAAAAAUGUUGACAUGGUUGUGCAGAGAGUUGUGUUUCUCCAUGAGGAACUCAUGAAGCUUCCUUCAUUUCCAAGAAAAGCUCUGGAAGCAGACCUUGACUUGUACAAAGGAGGUGAAAUGGGCAAGGAACUACUGGGCCUUGAUGUUCUCCAUAAAUUCAUGUGGGUACGACUAAUAGCUAGAAUGUUUGAGGCUAUGGCCGGGAACUUUGCUUACUCAGGAGAUAUUCACCUAUUCCUCAAUGUGCUGAAUGGUGCCAUUAUACUACAUAGCGAGGAUGCUUGUAUCCUUAGAUAUGUUACAGCUACAUAUAUAAAUGCUGCACAUCACUUCAAGAACAUAUUCUCCACAAAUGGGUAUCUUCUUAUAAUGCCAACCAUGUUGCAAUUGUAUGCCAACCACCAGAUCAAUAAACUAGUUACCACUACAGUUGAAUAUGCAGUCAAGCAAUUCUACCUGAUGAAUCGUAAGCCAUUUAUUCUUCAGAUGUUUGGCAGUGUAUCAGCUAUUCUGGAUACUGAUGAAGAGAAAGAAUAUGGUGACCCACACAAGGUUCCAUCAAGCUGCCUCUUCAACCUUCUUCUUAGUUUAGAAACUCCAUCACCAGAUCCACUAAGUAUUGCAGAGCUUGUGAAAGAGGAGCAACCCUUAAAAGCUAUUGACUUCUGCUACCAUGAUGAAAAUGAAAUGGUCACAGUUUUGGACUGCAUUUCUUUGUGUGUGAUGGUAGUAGCAUAUGCUGCAGAUUCCGUUCGGGGCCAUCAGAUGCUUACCAUAUUGGAAGCCAUUCUCCCAUGCUACCUACAGCACAUACAGCUGCCCAGCUACAAGAAAGAAGGAAAAACUGAAAAAGAAAUAAUCCAUCAGUUGGCUGUCGCCAUGCGAACUCUUGUAAAUAAUUGUGAAGCAUUGGCAAAAAACUACAAUGGCCCACAGCGUGCAAGUCCAGAGCAUAAAGGGUCCAGCCAGAAAAAUUACAGCCGAGGACCAUAUUCCCCAGGAUAUGAUUUUGAAGAUGAAUCACAGUCCAAAUAUUUGAGUGACCAUAGCCGCAAUAAGAUGACAUAUGAGAGGGAUCUUGAAGAUUCAGAGGUUCUCCGAAAUGAAUUCCGACGCCCUCGUGAUACUUUGCUGUCAAUGGUUGCUGAAUUUCUCACCAAAAGCUCUGCUCGACUUGCAGAACUAAACAAGAAGUCUAGCCAGGAUGGCAAAACAGUGGAACUUCUUGACAUAAAGUCUCAUGUUCGUCUUGCAGAUGUGGCACAUAGCCUUCUGAAGGUUGCCCCCUAUGAUCCUGACACAAUGAUGUGUCGUGGUCUACAAAGAUACAUGAAUGAGAUUCUACCCUCCACAGAGUGGACAAAUGAAGCAAUGAGACCAGCUCUGAUUUCAAUUUUACGCAGACUUGAUAAAACAUUUAGCAAGAUUUAUAAAAAGCCCUCGAUCAGGCGUCACACUGACUGGGAAGCAGCUGCUGGGUUGUUGAAAGGCGUUUAUGAAACUUUGUCAAGAUAUCCAUAUAUUGUCCAUAUGCAACAUCUAAAAACUCUCAUUAAUACGUGCCAGGCUUUAAUUGUAGGCGAUUCGAGCUCAUCCAACGUUGGAGAAUGUGUGUCAUCAGCAACUGCUGCUCUGAUGAGCCAGGUCCCACCUCCACAUUUCUGCUCAAUUGUUGUACGUCUUAUAGCUCUCCAGAUACUUGCUAUUGGGAUCUUCAACCAAGUGACAAUGGAAACCUAUUCAUUGGAACAAGUUUGUGGGGGCAGCUCAGUGUUUCCAACACAAGAAAAAACUGAAAAUAUGUUGAUGAAUUUGCUCAUGCCCCUCUGUUUGCGUGUUGGAAGUGGAAGGAAAGAUGCACCACGUCUGCGACAAGUUGACAUUAGUUUCAUGCUGACUGUUGUUCUCCAUGCCCUUUGCCCCCCUGCGACAAAGACAGCAUCAGUUACCACACAGAACAUCAAGUCAUCUUCAGAAACUCGCACUGGAAGUCAUAGCUAUGGCAACAGAGAAAAUAAGAAGCCAACAAAAAUAUCAAUGUCACUCUACCAAGUGGCAUUUCUGGCUCUCAAGAUCAUGAUCAUAUGUUUUGAGAGUGAGUUAGUGACAGAUUGGAUAAGAAUAGCACGUACUAUCAGAGAGAUUGGACAGAACAAUGAAGGAGGACUAAUAUUUUGGAACUUCCUUGAUUUUGUUGUUACCCAGAGAACACCAUUAUUCAUCCUCCUGCUGCCAUUCUUGCAUCAAAAGGUCAAUCAGCCUCCAGCAUCAGAUCAAGAAAGACAUCUGCAACACAUUAUCAGAGAAAAACUGCGUGGACUAAAUUUACCCACGCCAAAAGGGCGCGGAUCUUUGCUGAUGGACUUAGCUCAUGAAAUGAAAGAACUAAAGGAAGAGUUAGAGGAUAAUCAGUAUGAUGAUCAACGGGAAAGUAGACAUGCUACAACAGUAGCUGACCCUCCAGUUACAGAACCCGCAACUACCACUUCAAGGCCAGGUCGAUCUUCUCUAAUAGCAGAUCUGUUAACUGGUGAAUUGGGCUGUUCUAGAGAAUCCAAUAAUAAAAACAACAAUGAUGCUGCUGGUGGCCACAGUUUACCACAAUCACAAAAGCACAGAGGCUCAGUGUCUAGUGUGAGUGCUGGUGAUUCAACUACAAGGGCAGAAUUAAAUGAUGCUGCUACAGCUGCUGAUACUACAUCAUCAGGUUCUCAUGGAGGAAAGACACCAGCAGAAAUAUCACAGCUUUCUUCUACUAGUGAUGAUCACAAAAUCUCAAGUCAAAAGUCUGAUGAUAGCUUGCCUCAACAAAAGGCAUCCAAACUUCGGUUUGGAUCAGCUGUAGAAUUUAGACAUUCUUCAGGUGAAACAUCAGUAACGCCUUUAAGUCCCGGCAGCCCCACAGAAGGAAGUUCAGGAGAGAUGAGUAGUCGCAGUACUGAUAAACCACGACUCCAAAGAUCUAAGGCACAAAGCAGGAAGACUUUCCGCCUACGCAAAAGCAGGAAAAGUCGCAUAGAGGUUUCCCACAUCAAAAUUGAACCAAGGGAAAUACCACAAGUCCCAGGACAGUCACCAACAAUCCAGAUGCCUGUUCUGGAAUUGGCUGUCACUGGCAUCCCACCAGCUCCUGGAAACCAGCCUCCUCCGCAGCUGCAGCGCCUUUCAAGUCGCCUCACUCGAGAAGGCAGUGAUGGCGGAAAAGAUGUAUCUUGGGAUGAUGUAUCACUUACAUCUAGCAUGUCAGGAUACAGAGAGUCAUAUUCAGCUCUGGCAACAGCUAUCGAAAGCCCUUCACCAGAUUCCGGGCGACGAGACAUGCCUUCCACAAGCAGUGCAGCUACAACACACAUUGGCUCACCAGACACUUCAGCUAAUAGUACUGGCGGAGAAGAGACUGCAUUGCUGUGCCGCAGUGAUCGUACAUCAUCACAACACUCAUUGUUGAUGGUAUUUGAAACUCAAGAUGAGGACACACUGAUAUGAGCUUACAGUGUAGAAAGACUUAAUUUAAAUGUCGUGUUGAAGUAUGCACCUCUGAGUAAUACUACCCACUUGUGUUACAGAUCUGUGUCCACCACUAUCUUAUUUCAUUUCAUCUCAUUAUUAAACAUUUUGCAUCUGCUUUGAUUGUGAAAUACAGCCUCCUGUGAUUUAAUUAGUUAUUUAUCCAUAGUGUAAGAAGAUGUUCCAUUACAGUGUUCUUUUGUUUAAUGGUUAAUAAUCCCCUGUCUUACUGAGAUGCUAGAUUUUAAUUUCUCACAGCUGCUGAACUAGUGAUAAAAUAAUAAAAAGUUUCAAGUUUUUAUUUAUUAUUUGCUGUAGAUCAGUAAUAAAAAUUUAUCUCCCAUAGGAAUAUUUUCCUCCCACAUUUUCCAGUGUCAGAUGUACCUUCAGUUUUUAGUAGGACUUGUUAUAAAAAAUUUACAUAAUUAGUUGGUAACUUGAUGAUAGCCUAUGAUAUGUUAUAGGUGAAACAAUAUUUUAAUACUAUUGUGGUACCAUAAGUUAAUGCACUGAUGCCUAACUGAAGUCAAAGUGUAUAAAUUGCAGUUGAAAAAUGAUGUUCUAA
Molecule: messenger RNA, 10966 nt
Organism: Schistocerca nitens (vagrant locust)
Lineage: Eukaryota; Metazoa; Arthropoda; Insecta; Orthoptera; Acrididae
Gene: unc80
Product: protein unc-80 homolog
Exons: 64
Coding region: 34-10380 (3448 amino acids)
Biological process (GO): monoatomic cation homeostasis
Cellular component (GO): cation channel complex; axon
Molecular function (GO): monoatomic cation channel activity
Source: RefSeq, a predicted model, not a curated record